Nelumbo nucifera (sacred lotus) is the source of this 1764-nucleotide messenger RNA. RefSeq names its product two-pore potassium channel 5-like. Gene Ontology annotation, biological process: stabilization of membrane potential; potassium ion transmembrane transport. Lineage: Eukaryota; Viridiplantae; Streptophyta; Magnoliopsida; Proteales; Nelumbonaceae. The record is from RefSeq and is a predicted model, not a curated record. Gene Ontology annotation, cellular component: plant-type vacuole membrane; plasma membrane. Gene Ontology annotation, molecular function: potassium ion leak channel activity; outward rectifier potassium channel activity; calcium ion binding.
UUUACUCAUUUUUAAAAGCAGAAGCCAGACUCGGAAAUUGAUGGCCAAGACUUCCAGGUGUCCAUUCCCGUUGUUUCUGCGACGCCAUCUCCGGCGAUCAUUGACCUGAAUAUUCCACGGAAUAAGAAUAGCCUGACCCACAAGCAAAUCUCAAUUGCUUGUUCUCGUUAACCAUCUCCAUCCAUGAUUUUUUUUCCCAGUUGGAGCCUUUUAAUUGAUGGCUCUACUGCUGUUGGUUAACUAAUUGCUGCUCUGUUUAUCAAGAUUCUCCUACCCCUCCUCUUCUCCUGUGAUUGUUUUCCGUUUCUUUUUAAAAAUUUCAGAAAAUCUUGAAUGCGUUUCGAAUUGGAUGGAUAGUGAACCGCUCCUCCACUCCCAAAUAAACCAAAAUCUUGUCAAAGAUGGAGAAAUCUCAUUCGAGAGUCCUCAAUCACUGAAAAACAAAGUCACCUUGGACUUGGAAGAAAUCGAAAAUCAAUUUGGUGAUAUCGUCUCCACAUCCUCUUAUCAGCUCGAAGGACCUUCAACGGAGUUCGAACCACCGGAUGCCCGUAAAAAGACCUGUCUCCACCGCUCCAAGACAGCCCCGGCCAUGGCAGUCAUGCGAGACCUAAAAAAGAAUCAGACCCAGAUGCAGGAACCACAGCUCGAGUCCGGUUCCAUCAUCAGACAGGCCUUGUUCUUCCUCCUAGUAUAUCUCUCUCUCGGCGUCUUAAUCUACUCUUUCAACCGCGACCUGUUCUCCGGCAUCGAGACCCACCCCGUCGUAGACGCGCUCUACUUCUGUAUCGUCACUAUGUGCACGAUUGGCUACGGCGACAUCGCUCCUCUGACCCCGGCAGCCAAAGUCUUCGCUUGUGGGUUCGUACUGGUGGGGUUUGGCUUCAUAGAUAUAUUGCUUAGUGGGCUUGUGAAUUAUGUCCUUGACUUGCAGGAAACCAUGAUCUUAACGAGUAUUCAAGUCGGUGGAAGCCACAGAGAUGGUGGGUUCUCGGCCAAGGACUACAUUUUUGAUGUUGAGAAGGGAAGGAUGAGGAUCAGGAUGAAGGUGGGUCUGGCAUUGGGGGUGGUCUUAUUGUGUAUUGGCACAGGGUUUAUGUUUCUGUGCUUUGUGGAGAAUCUGGACUGGGUUGAUUCGGUUUAUUUGGCGGUUAUGUCUGUUACGACAGUUGGAUAUGGGGAUAGGGCCUUUAAGACUUUGUCCGGGAGGUUGUUUGCUUCGGUUUGGCUUCUGUUGUCCACCCUGGCGGUGGCCCGGGCAUUUCUGUUUUUAGCGGAGGCGAGGAUUGAUAAGAGGCACAGGAGAAUUGCCAAGUGGGUUUUGCAUCGGGACAUCACAAUUGAGGACUUGCUUGCAGCUGAUGUCAAUAACAAUGGCUUCAUCAGUAAAUCUGAGUAUGUAAUCUACAAACUCAAGGAGAUGGGAAGAAUUUGUGAGAAAGAUGUAUUACAGAUCUGCAAUCAGUUUAACAAGCUCGACCCCAACAAUUCUGGGAAGAUAACGCUGCCUGAUAUAUUGGAGAGAUACAGAUAUGGGGAAAAAUUGGAGAUGUAAGUGAAGGAUUGAAGGGUGGUAUAUGUAUAUAAUUUUCCAAUGACAUUUUACCUAAGUUGCAUAUGGCCUGUCAAUGUCAUUUGAUGAUUGCAACUUAAAAACGAGAAAAAAAAGCAUUCAUUGGAAGCAAAUCAAAUUGUAAAUGAGCAUGGGUUGAUUCAUUGUUUGGAAGCAAAUCAAAUUGUAAAUGAGUUCGGGUUGAUUCAUUA